Messenger RNA from Suillus plorans, 2424 nucleotides. Its product is annotated as P-loop containing nucleoside triphosphate hydrolase protein. Gene Ontology annotation, cellular component: nucleus. Gene Ontology annotation, biological process: ribosome biogenesis. The transcript has 3 exons. The record is from RefSeq and is a predicted model, not a curated record. Gene Ontology annotation, molecular function: ATP binding; RNA helicase activity; nucleic acid binding. The coding region runs from base 1 to 2424 and encodes 807 amino acids. Lineage: Eukaryota; Fungi; Basidiomycota; Agaricomycetes; Boletales; Suillaceae.
AUGGACGAUGAACUUGUCCUCAACAUCGCAGAGGAUGCAUCUGUAGGACCAACAAAACUAGCAUCAAAAAAAUCUGGUCGUUGGACGGACAGGUUGAAGGCUAAACGAGUCCAGAAACGCAAGACCGACCAGCCUGAUCAUCAUCCUGGCAGCGAUGAUGAUGACCAUCCUCGUCCCGCAAAGCGGAUGCGACCUGACAUCCCCCCGCCUGCUACCAAAGCUCCUGCAAUGGACCGUCCGGCACUCCCAGCUAGGCCUCCGACUCAGAUAAUCUCGUCUCUAUUCUCGUAUAACCCUCAAGUUGAGGCCCCCAUACCCUCCGCUGUCCAAAAAGCGCCCUCCAAACCGAGCAAUGCACCACUGACCGGCUCAGCCACAUUCGCGGACCUGGGUCUUCAUCCUCUCCUCGUCGCUCACCUACAAUCCAAGAUGAGUAUCACGAAACCGACAUCCAUCCAACGUGCUGCCCUUCCUAUAUUCACGAAACCUUCUUCCGAGGACACGAGUGCACGCGAUGUUUUUAUACAAUCGCAAACUGGCUCCGGAAAGACCAUGGCAUUCCUCCUACCCAUAAUCCAGGAUCUUCUCCCUCUAAGUACACACUCUUACAUCGACCGCUCGAUAGGGACGCUCGCAAUUAUCAUCGCACCCACUCGUGAACUUGCAAAACAAAUUUCCGACGUCUUGGAGGCGUUAUUGACACUUAGGCUACGCCCAGACGGCGAACAGGAGAAUACGGAGAGUUCUACACGUUAUACCCGGUGGUUAGUCUCUGGUUUGCUAAGUGGAGGCGCAACCCGUGCGCACGAGAAGGCGCGUCUACGGAAAGGUGUGCCCAUCCUUGUCUCCACUCCAGGUCGCCUACUAGACCACCUGCAAAACACGUCUUCGUUCAACGUUGGAAAGUGCCGAUGGUUAGUUCUCGAUGAAGCGGACCGCUUGAUGGAGCUCGGGUUUGAAGAUACCAUCAAAGGGAUCGUGCAGGGUCUGGAUGGGAGGAGGAAGCUUGCGUUCCAAGCUGUUCAGGACGGUAAGACAUUUGAGGUUGGGGGUUGGGACUGGGACCGGGAGAGACGGACAAUACUCUGUUCGGCUACCAUCCGUGAAGACGUGCAGAAAUUGGCAGGCACCACUCUAAGACGACCGUUGAUAAUCAAGGGCCUCGACAAAGAGAACGCGGAGGAUUCGCCUGCAUCAAAAAACGACAACGAGCCAGCUACCACCAGCACCGAGAAAUUCACUCCCCCAUCACAACUCUCUCAAAAAUACAUCAUCGUUCCCCUCAAGAUGCGUCUUGUCGCACUGGUCGCACUUCUCCGUUCAUUGCUCGCUCAGACACAAGGUCAAAAAGGUUCGAAAAUCAUCGUAUUCCUCAGCUGCACAGACUCCGUCGACUUUCACUGGCGCUUGCUAGGCGAUUCGUCGAUGGACGGUGAGAAGGCUGGACAUGCAGAGUCCGACGAAGACGGGGCAGAUAGCAAUGCGGAUGAAUCUGUUGAGGAGGAGAAAGUGGAGGAAGAAAAUAAAAUUGCUGCACGGUCUCCGCUCCUUCCAGGUGCCUCAAUCUUCCGACUUCACGGUUCCCUUCCCACACCAAUCCGUCUCGCCUCUCUACGCGGAUUCUCAGCCAUUCCUUCCUCAAAGUCCAAAAAACCUGCGCCCGCGUCGUCCAUUCUCCUCUGCACGUCUGUGGCAUCCCGUGGUCUCGACCUACCCCUCGUCCGCGCAGUCAUACAAUACGACCUGCCAACUGAAGGCGGUGCGACCGAGUACGUGCACAGAGUGGGACGGACAGCACGUGCAGGAAAGGGCGGUGAAGCUUGGAGCAUCGUCGCACCCAGCGAAUCUGAAUGGGUUAAAUGGGUGGGAGGGAAGAUGAAGGGCGAUAUAACGGGAGAAAACUCCGACAGCGACAAAGUCAACAUCACUCUCGAAGGAACAAGCAUCGAAAACGUUUUGGCGAAGGGUUUUGGUGGAAAAGGCUCCGAGUACGAGGCGCGCGCGACAGAGGUGCAACUUUCUUUCGAGCGGUGGAUUUUGCGGCGCAAAGAGAACGCUGAACUUGCUCGGAGAGCAUUUACUUCGCAUAUGAGAGCAUAUGCGACCCAUCCCUCGAACGAGAAGCAUAUCUUCCACGUUCGGCAUCUUCACAUCGGUCACCUGGCAAAAGCAUUUGCGCUGCGUGAAGCGCCGAAGACGAUUACUGACGGAAAAAAUAAAAUAUCUAGUGCAUCCAAAGGUCGUGGCUCGCGUCCUACUAAACCUACGAAGCAUGAUGUCGGCGACGCAGAGCAGCGGAUGCAAGAUGUCGUCCGUGCGCAAGGGCGGCUAUCGAGGAAGGGCGGCAAGAUGAUUAGCAGUGGGACCGAUGAAUUUCAGAUUCCAUCAGGCGCUGCCUUGAAUUCGCUCGUUCAUGGCUAUUGA